Messenger RNA from Equus quagga, 6390 nucleotides. It is a transcript of the gene ADAM23, whose product is annotated as ADAM metallopeptidase domain 23. NCBI's taxonomy places the organism in Eukaryota, Metazoa, Chordata, Mammalia, Perissodactyla, Equidae. Bases 241 to 2757 code for a protein of 838 amino acids. Gene Ontology annotation, cellular component: presynaptic membrane. The transcript is spliced from 26 exons. The record is from RefSeq and is a predicted model, not a curated record. Gene Ontology annotation, biological process: proteolysis. Gene Ontology annotation, molecular function: metalloendopeptidase activity.
GGUUCCAAGUUGGCGGAGCGGCUGGGACCCCCGGACUCUUCGGCGGCGGCAGCCCCAGGAGGGGCUGAGUAGGCGAGCAGGGGAGGGGGCGCCGCCCAACCCCGAGCCCAGAGCCCGACACGCUACCCGCGGCGGUACCAUGCGCGCCGAGCCGGCGUGACCGGCUCCGCCCGCAGCCUCCCGCAGCCCAGCCCGGCGCCCUCGCCGGCCACACCGAGCGGCGCCCAGGAGCUAUGAGCCAUGAAGCCACCCGGCAGCAGCUCCCGGCGGCCGCCCCUGGCGGGCUGCAGCCUUUCCCGAGCCUCCAGCGGCCCCCGCGGCGGCCCCGCCGGCCCGGCGCCUGCUCGCGCCCUGGCCCGCGCGCCGCCCUGCCGCCUGCUCCUCGUCCUUGUCCUGCUGCCUCCACUCGCCGCCUCGUCCCGGCCCCGCGCCUGGGGGGCUGCUGCGCCCAGCGCUCCGCAUUGGAAUGAAACUGCAGAAAAAGAUUUGGGAGUCCUGGCAGAUGAAGAGAACACAUCGCAAGAGAACAGCAGCAGACACAUCAGUCCCAGCGGUGGGCUGCAGAAAGAGAUCACGCUGCCGUCCAGACUCGUGUAUUAUGUCAACCAAGACUCGGAAAGCCCCUACCAUGUUCUUGACACAAAGGCAAGACACCAGCAAAAACACAACAAGGCUGUCCAUCUGGCCCAGGCGAGCUUCCAGAUUGAAGCGUUUGGCUCCAAAUUCAUUCUCGACCUCACACUAAAUAACGGUCUGCUGUCUUCAGAUUAUGUGGAGAUUCACUACGAAGAUGGGAAACCACAGUUCUCUAAGGGUGGAGAACACUGUUACUACCACGGGAGCAUCAGAGGCGUCAAGGACUCCAGGGCGGCUCUGUCGACCUGCAACGGACUUCAUGGCAUGUUUGAAGAUAACGCCUUUGUGUAUAUGAUAGAACCGCUGGAGCUGAUCCAUGAUGAGAAAAGCACAGGUCGACCACAUAUAAUCCAGAAAACCCUGGCGGGACAAUAUUCUAAGCAAAUGGAGAAUCUCAGCCUGGGAGGCAGCGAGCAGUGGCCCCUUCUGUCUGAAUUACGCUGGUUGAAGAGGAGGAGGAGGAGAGCCGUGAAUCCAUCUCGUGGUGUGUUUGAAGAAAUGAAAUAUUUGGAACUCAUGAUUGUUAAUGAUCAUAAAACGUAUAAGAAAUAUCGCUCUUCUCAUGCGCACACCAACAACUUUGCCAAGUCUGUGGUCAACCUUGUGGAUUCUAUAUACAAGGAGCAGCUCAAUACCAGGGUCGUCCUGGUGGCUGUAGAGACCUGGACUGAGAAGGAUCAUAUUGACAUCACCACCAACCCUGUGCAGAUGCUCCAUGAGUUCUCCAAAUACCGGCAGCGGAUCAAGCAGCAUGCUGAUGCUGUGCACCUCAUCUCACGUGUGACAUUCCACUAUAAGAGAAGCAGCCUGAGCUACUUUGGAGGCGUCUGUUCUCGCACAAGGGGAGUUGGUGUGAAUGAGUAUGGUCUUCCAAUGGCAGUGGCACAAGUAUUGUCGCAGAGCCUGGCUCAAAACCUUGGAAUCCAAUGGGAACCUUCUAGCCGAAAGCCAAAAUGUGACUGCACAGAAUCCUGGGGUGGCUGCAUCAUGGAGGAGACGGGGGUGUCUCAUUCCCGGAAGUUCUCAAAGUGCAGCAUUUUCGAGUACAGAGACUUCCUGCAGAGAGGGGGUGGCGCCUGUCUUUUCAACAGGCCAACAAAGCUCUUUGAGCCCACGGAAUGUGGGAAUGGAUAUGUGGAAGCUGGGGAGGAGUGUGACUGUGGCUUCCAUGUGGAGUGCUACGGGCUGUGCUGUAAGAAGUGCUCGCUCUCCAACGGGGCUCACUGCAGCGACGGGCCCUGCUGUAACAGCACCUCCUGCCUUUUUCAGCCGCGAAGCUACGACUGUCGGGACGCUGUGAACAGCUGUGACAUCACCGAGUACUGCACUGGAGACUCCGGCCAGAUUCUAUUUUUCAGUGCCCCCCCGAAUCUUCACAAGCAAGAUGGAUAUGCGUGUAAUCAAAAUCAGGGCCGCUGCUACAACGGCGAGUGCAAGACCCGGGACAACCAGUGUCAGUACAUCUGGGGAACAAAGGCGUCGGGGUCGGACAAGUUCUGCUACGAGAAGCUGAAUACAGAAGGCACGGAGAAGGGCAACUGCGGAAAGGACGGAGACCGCUGGGUGCAGUGCAGCAAGCAUGAUGUGUUCUGUGGACUUUUACUCUGUACCAAUCUCACUCGAGCUCCUCGUAUCGGUCAACUUCAGGGUGAGAUCAUCCCAACGUCCUUCUACCAUCAAGGCCGGGUGAUUGACUGCAGCGGUGCUCAUGUGGUUUUAGAUGAUGAUACAGAUGUGGGCUAUGUGGAAGAUGGAACACCAUGUGGCCCAUCUAUGAUGUGUUUGGAUCGGAAGUGCCUGCAGAUUCAGGCCCUAAAUAUGAGCAGCUGCCCGCUCGAUUCCAAGGGUAAAGUCUGCUCAGGCCAUGGGGUGUGUAGUAAUGAAGCCACCUGCAUCUGUGACUUCACCUGGGCGGGGACAGACUGCAGCAUCCGGGAUCCAGUCAGGAACCUUCACCCCCCCAAGGACGAAGGACCCAAGGGUCCUAGUGCCACCAAUCUCAUAAUAGGCUCCAUCGCUGGUGCCAUCCUGGUAGCAGCUAUUGUCCUUGGGGGCACAGGAUGGGGAUUUAAAAAUGUCAAGAAGAGGAGAUUCGAUCCCACCCAGCAAGGCCCCAUCUGAAGCGGCGGCCCUGGAUGACCGGCACCUUGCACGGUGGCACUCUGGGUGUGACACACUUGCAGCCACGUUGCCGGAACUGUUAAGUCUGUAAAUGGGAACAAUGGGUGGUAAUGACUACAGAACUAAAGUUGGGGCGACAGGGAUGGGGUAAAAGGAAACUCUGCUUUUUGGAAAUAAUUUCAGAGAGCCCCUCCCCCCACCUGUCAAUCAAAAGGGGCAAAAGACAAUGUUAUAAAAAGAACUAUUUCAGAAUCUUUUUUUUUCUAGCUAAAGGAAGAAGGAACAACAAAAAAUUAAGUGCAAUAAAAGGACCAUUAAAAAAUAGCAAAUGAUUUUUUUCUGUCCUCAGCCUGCUGGCACUUAAUAUCUUCUAAAUGAUUUGGCAUGAUUUUGUUUUUCCUUUUCCGACCAAUGACACACUCCAGUGGCAUGAAGAUCUAAUUUUCGAAAGGGUAAAAACUGCAUGGCAUACAUCCUACAGCAGCUAGCAAGCCAGUCCACAGCAAAACCUGCACCUGACCCUCGCCUCCGUGAAGGGAAAGAAGAGCAGGGGAGCCGCCCGCCCCGGUCUGGACCGGCCCGAGGAGCACACGGCCCUGCUCUGGUUGACUCACUCUCCGGUGUUUUCUCUCCUGGACUGAGCAUCCUUUGGAAAUGGGAGCUGGAAUAUGAACAAUGAUGCUACUGUAUAGUUCUUUUAUAAAUGUAAAUAUGGAAAUAAGCGAUUUUGACGCCUCAUUUUCACUUGUCUGUAUUGAAAUAUUCCCCCUGUAAAGGUGCCCUGUAAAUCCGAGUUUACCGGUUGGCUCCCCAUCCUUUUGGUUUCUUUUCUCUGUUUCUGCUCUGUCUGUCCUUCUCUGUUGUAACAUGUUGUACGAUAAUUGUUGGGUUUGCUUAAAAAAGACAGACGUAGCCACUGAUGCAGGGAGUUUGGACACAAAAUAGGUGCAAUUUAAAAAUGAAAUGCUUGAAUCCAAAAAGAAAUGAAAGGUGGGGGGACACAAACAACAAAAUAACCCAAAUUAAAACCACAGAACUUGUGUAAAUGCAAAUACACGCCCUGACAAGCCCCUCAAGUUUUGGUGUCAUUAGAAGCGUGUGUGUGCGGUGUGAGAACGGAGACACCCUCAAAUCACUCACAGAAGUGCCAACCUCAUGAGGCUCGUUUUUGGUUUUGACAAUUUUCUUUCCCUGUCAUUAAUGUGAAAGGAGGAGAAACUUAAAGCCUUAAAUAAAAAAAUAAUUUUUAAAUGUUGAAAGCUUGGGGGAAAAGUUAAACUUCCCAUUUUAUUCAUAUCCAUUAUUGUCAAUAUUUCAUCCCUGCUUCAUCCUCCUGCCUCAAAACACGUCUGGUAGAGCUGCGCUGUAAAACCGCACUGGCACCGGGAGCGGCCGUCGCCCUCUGCGAGCAUCGUGACAAUAGGUUUUAAUUCUGUGUGUUGUUUUCAGAAAACCUGGCUUGGCCCGCACUGUGUUGCUGGUCCGUGCACUGCUGCCCUGGGUUCUAAGGGGAUUCCACUGUCUACAAACCCCCAUCUCCCUCCUCCAGGCAGAUUUGCUGGUGGAAUCCGGGUCCCCAAGUCCCUCUCAGUUUACUUCACUUUCACUGAUUUCUUCCAUUUAUGGUCAAGAGAGCUUCUGUUCAAGUGUUAAGGGAAUACUUUAAUGAAGAAAUUUGGUCCCAGCUGUGUUUUGAGUGUGCAGACUGCGGUGAACCCCUGCAGGGGCAGCCGUCUGGAGCUGAGCCUGCCUGCGGCCCCCCAGGAGCCCGUGCUUCUCUAAGCCCCUCUUUUUUAGGAACAGGACAUGCAAUCUACUACUCCCUUCUCCUUGACAGCCAAAUCCGUAGCUAGGUUUAGCUUUAAGACCCUUUUCAGCAAGAUUCACGCCACUCGUUUCACAGCAUUUGCUUUGACUUUGCAAAGGAUUAUGUCCUAAAAAUGUGCUGCUUAAAACAGUGGGAUUUUCCCCCAGAUAUCUUUAAUUGUGGAAGUGUCACAACCAUAGAGCGAACCCUUGAUUUCUAUCUAACACAACAGGCUGUAUGUAACCUAACAUCUUCGACCUGUUAUUGCUGUCUGAGUGCCAGGUGCUACACAGGCGUGCAGGCAUUCUCGGGAACUGGCUGUGUGCGUUGACUGUAGUAACAGGGCUGUCUGCAUGGUUUAUCACCCUUGCUCUUGGUUUCAUGGGGCACGGUGUAUCCCUCUACCUGUGGCAGUGGCUCUUCCAGCUGGAGGAGACUCAGAUGGCUCGGCAUCUUCCUGUCACUGCAUCGGCUGUGUCUGUCUGUGGCUGGGUCCUCCUCGCCGGCGGAUACCCAGCCGCUGCUGAGUACGCCAUACACGUCCACUGCUGUUCCAGAGGCACCACGGCGACUGAACAGACACAAACCCACGGUGGUUACAAAACAAGUUAAAUGUCUGUUGUUGACUUUCGAGCAUUUCACAAACAACAUUGUAAAUGUGCGAUGUUAUGUUUUAAAUCCGACCACAGUGGUCCCCAAUACUAUGUACAUAUGGCAAACGUCCAGUGUAACUUUUUGUCACACUGGCAGUUUCAUAGGUAACCAAACCUGUGCUCCAAUGUUAAAUUAUUUGUGUGUAUCUGUAAAAACCACAAGCUUUAAGCUGUGUGCGCGAAUAGGAAAGGUGCUGCCACCAUACAGCCGUCAGCAAUGGCUUAGGAUGGUUUGAGGUGGUUUGAGGUCAGCUAUUUUCAGACUGCUGUGUUUUCUCUUGCACGUGCUAUUCAUUUGCUGAUUUUCGUGCUGUGAAUACUCCCUUUUAUUAAUUUGAGCUCAAAGCCAAGCAUCUCGCUGUUUAACGUCCCCCGACGAGAGUUGGUGUGAAGUGACCACAAGCCCCCAUUUCACCUGCUGUACUUUUGGCGCAUUAAUCAGCGACACCUGGACUAGGAGACCUGCGCUCACUUCAUUGCUCACCUGGGAUCCUGCAUGAGCCCAGUGGAUGAGAGCUACUCCUUCUAGAUAAACGAGCAGUACACAUAGGUGCAUGUUAUGAAACACGAUCACGUACAGCUGUGGAGUUUUACCAAGUGGUAGGUGUGUUUUUUGUUUUUGUUUUUCUUUUUUACUAUGCAAAGGUGGGAAAUGCACAAACUUUUCAAAGACUAGUGUCUGAAGAAUUUUACAAACAAUACUUGAAUCUUUUCUUUAAGGUCAUCCCAUCAUAUUUUAUAGUCAUUGUUGCUUCCAUUGUUAAUUUUCAUUUUUAAAUGGUUUGUAGUUUAAGUACACAACCUGAAGUUUUGUUUGAAGUUAAUAAAUUCAUCCAUAUCUUGUUGGCUGCCUGUGAACGGAGGUUCAGUAGUCAUUGUAUGCAUCUUUUAGUCAAGUGUAUAUUAAAACUUUUGUUAACGUAGAAUGUUGUAGCUUUAUACUUUGGUCAUUUUUCUUCAACCCUCUUUCUGUGUCCUCCCGUCUGGUUAAGUGGCCGUGCAUCUGAUAUCAUCAAGAGUUUUAGCACCGGUCUCUCGAUCAAAGGCUCACUCAAAAUUUAAUGUCAAUGGAGCAAAAUAAAAUCUCUGAUGAAUGAUAAAUAUACUCCUGAUUAGGAUUCAGUUUCAUGGGAUUUAUUGGAAAUGCUUUGCUUUUUAUAAAUCAGGGGGAAA